Artibeus jamaicensis (Jamaican fruit-eating bat) is the source of this 670-nucleotide messenger RNA. It is a transcript of the gene GNG4, whose product is annotated as G protein subunit gamma 4. Gene Ontology annotation, biological process: G protein-coupled receptor signaling pathway. The transcript is spliced from 4 exons. Gene Ontology annotation, cellular component: heterotrimeric G-protein complex. Gene Ontology annotation, molecular function: G-protein beta-subunit binding. NCBI's taxonomy places the organism in Eukaryota, Metazoa, Chordata, Mammalia, Chiroptera, Phyllostomidae. The record is from RefSeq and is a predicted model, not a curated record. The coding region runs from base 221 to 436 and encodes 71 amino acids.
CCAGACGCGGCGGCUCUCACUCCGGGGCGGGCCCCCGCGGCGCGGCGCCCCGGUGCCUCCCGUCACCAAGUCCGGCCGGCCUGCGCCUCCCGAGACUCAGAGCAGGAGCCCCAAACAGCCUCUCUUCUGACAACUGUCAGCUGCUGCUGCUACCAGCCUGUCCCCUGCCCAGGUGUGUCACCGUGCUGCCUCUCAGCAGGGCCGUGGGCCAGAGGAGGGCAUGUCCAACAACAGCACCACCAGCAUCUCGCAGGCCCGCAAGGCCGUGGAGCAGCUCAAGAUGGAAGCGUGCAUGGACCGGGUGAAGGUAUCCCAGGCCGCCGCAGACCUCAUGGCCUACUGUGAGGCCCACAUCCGGGAGGACCCUCUCAUCGUCCCUGUGCCCGCAUCGGAGAACCCGUUCCGGGAAAAGAAGUUCUUCUGCACCAUCCUCUGACUCUGUCUACGGCGAGGCUCCUCCUUUUCCAGAAUGCCCCGUGGGGACCCGCAUGUGCAUAGCUUUAGGGAACCCCGCCUGUCCCUGCCUGUCCCUGCCCAGCCACGAUCGCAUGAGUCGGUCUCAUCUGCCCCUUGGUUUUCUUCAUUACACUAAUUUCACUUUUUCUUUUCAUUUUCAAGGUAUUUUCAUUAUUGGCAAAGAAAAUAGACAUUUUUGUAGUUAAAUAACAAA